CGACCCCACCGCCACGUCCACAAUCGCCCACGUAACGCACACCUCUCACUGCGAGAGCCUACAAUCGCCAGCAAAGAACCCAAUUCUUUCGACCGUGAGGUCUCGGCCCUCAGCGUCCAACAUGUCGUCAUACCUCUCGAACCUCCUCACGACCACGACAUCACGAUACACCUCUCUACGACGAAAUCUCCUGGACAGCGAAGGCGACGGCGAUACCGAAGAUGACUCCCAUAUUUCGCGAGUGCUGAGGGCAUACUACAUCGAGAAGGGCAGGCCUUUUCCGCCAUGGCUGCCCCCAGACCCAAAAGGGACACCGCAACAAGCGCCCACCACACAGUUCGUUUCCUCGCUGGGGAGACAGCCCGGACAGCAGCCCCCCAUGGGCCGCGGCGGUGGAUUGAGUGGUCUAUGGGAUGAGCAACCACAGCAGCCGCCGCCUCAGCAGGAGCCGCUGUCGCUGCGACGAGCACAGGGACGAGGUGGCGGUGGGCGCGGCAUGCCCGGACGACCAGGUGCCGUCGAAUCGUAUUCUGCGGAGCCGCAACUGGCACCACGACCGCUCCCAAGCCAGCGGGCAGGAAGCUACCAACCGGCGAGCGCAUUUGGACGACCGCCUGCUGAACCAUCACCGCCGCCAAGCAGUGGAUCUGGAGCGACCGCACAAGAGAGACUUAAGGCGAGGCUGUGGGGAUCUGGACGGUCGAACAGCCCAUUGCAGGGCGCGUCUGCUAACUCCAGUCCUGCGUCGACGCCGGGUGCAGGGUCAGCGGGGAUGCGCAAUCCAUACGAUCGAAGCAAUAGUGCUGGAUCGGCCAGACAGGCUGCACCAGCACCAUACCCAGAGGAGCGAGGAGGAUACGGCGGGGGCAGGCAAACGCAGAAUCAGAGCUCAAACGUAUCAGCCAACUCGCCUUGGUCGAACCCGGCUGAUGACGAGUUCGGUGGUGGAGCUUACGACACGGGAAGGCAAUAUGGAGGCCCACGGGGCGGAGGCCGCGAGAGAAUUGGGCUGCCGAAUGGGCCACGGCCGCGAUAAACUGUUACUUCAGGCUUCUUAUGGGAUUUGGGUUUCUAUGGAGCGUUCAGCAUAUUCAUUCACGGCGUUUUGAAGUUGUUCGGACAGUUUCCGGUUUCCUUUGAUAUGUGGCUUGUUACAGCUGCAUGCUUCAGGUGCUCAUUCGGUGCAUUCGAAGGCUCUGUAUAUCUGUCCUAUGGAUGCUAAUAAGUAAUAAGAGCCAUACUAUACCCUCCUA
This is a messenger RNA of Mytilinidion resinicola, 1253 nucleotides long. RefSeq lists its product as uncharacterized. The coding region runs from base 122 to 1036 and encodes 304 amino acids. NCBI's taxonomy places the organism in Eukaryota, Fungi, Ascomycota, Dothideomycetes, Mytilinidiales, Mytilinidiaceae. The record is from RefSeq and is a predicted model, not a curated record. The transcript has a single exon.